Messenger RNA from Perognathus longimembris pacificus (Pacific pocket mouse), 1685 nucleotides. Its product is annotated as tripartite motif-containing protein 75-like. The record is from RefSeq and is a predicted model, not a curated record. The transcript has a single exon. Gene Ontology annotation, molecular function: protein binding; zinc ion binding. NCBI's taxonomy places the organism in Eukaryota, Metazoa, Chordata, Mammalia, Rodentia, Heteromyidae. The coding region runs from base 206 to 1588 and encodes 460 amino acids.
AGGAGACAUUCAUUGGUGUCCAUUAACUGCUGGCCACUAAACCUCCUCGACUGACUUGGACGUUGUCUGCUUUUGGCGGCUCCUUCUAGAACCAACCCAGUCACCCACUUCUGGAGCUUUGAAGGACAUCAAGGCUAGCCCGCCAGUCAGGUGGCAUCGGACAGCAUAUCUGCUGGUGACCGGGGAUACCUUCAUUCCCAGCCCGAUGGAGGCCAAAGCCGCGCUGGCCGAGUUUCGGGAGGGAUCCAAGUGCCCCAUCUGUCUGGAAGACCUGGGAGACCCAGUCACCAUUGAGUGUGGCCACAACUUCUGCCGUGCCUGCAUCCAGCAGUCCUGGGAACAGCUCAAGGUGUUAUCCUGUCCAGUCUGUCGUCAAGAGUGUAAGGAGGGUCGUUUCUGGAGCAAUGACCAACUGGGAAACAUGAUUGAAAUCGCCCAGAAUUUCGUCCCAAGCCCAAGCAAGAAAAGGAAGCAGGAGAGACCCUUGUGCGUGAGGCACAAGGAGGAACUCCUCUUGUUCUGCGAGGACGACCUGGUCCUGCUCUGUCAUCAGUGUGUCCCUGGCGGUGACCAUCAGAGCCACCGUGUGAGGCCGAUCGAGGAAGCUGCUGCAGAGCACAGGCUAAAGCUCCAGUCUUCCAUCUCCUCGCUGAAGAGCCAAGUGCGUGAGGGGCAGAAGGUACUAGCUGACCACUACAAGAAACUGGUGUGCCUGGAAAUUAAGGUGGAAACCCAGAGACAGAAAUUAACCACCGAAUCUUCUUACUGGAAUAUGCUGGUGAAAGAUAAGCACGAUGAAUUCCUGUCCAUGGUACAGAAACAACAGGAACAGAAUCAGGAGCAGGUUGAGGUAAACCGGGAAAGGCUUGAAUGUUACUGUGAGUGUGCUGAAGAGCUAAUCAAAGAGAUAGUGGAGAAAAGCAAGUUGCCCGAAGUGAGAUUACUGACACACGUCAAGAGCAUCUUGCACAAGUGUGAUAGCCUAGAGGCCCCAGACUUCCAUUCCGCCCCGUUUAAGCGAGAACACUGUAGUAUUUAUCGACCGCUUUCAGCUGUGCAGAGAACGAGAAAGAAGUUUCAAGUGGAAGUUCUUCUGGAUCCCCACACAGCACAUCCUAAUCUGUGGGUGUCCGAGGAUAAAAAGAGUGUGAUGUGUGUGCAGACAGAGCAAACUGCCCCUCCCUACCCAAUGCAGCUUAUGGACUAUCCAAUCAUUCUGGGGGCUGCCAGAUUCACUUCCGGCCGUCAUUUCUGGGAGGUCCAGGUUGAAGAUAAGGAGGGAUGGACCAUAGGUGUUUGUAAAGACUACGUUUGCACAGAUACAAAGCGGCCCCACUCAGGACCGAGCAAAUACUGGGCAAUUCAGCUUUGCAAUGGGUACUUGGUGGCUCGAAAUACUGCUAUAGUCCAACUUAGCAUAGAAAAGCCCAUAAAGGUUGGUGUUUAUCUGGAUUAUGAGUUGGGUGAGGUUUCCUUUUACAAUACAGAUGCAGAAUCUCACAUCUACACGUUCAUGGAUGAGUUUUCUGAAACAUUGAUACCCUUUUUCUGUAUUGGGUUUGAUUCAAAACCUCUUACUCUCUGUUAAGAAACAGACUAUAAGGAUUGAUUUUUUUUUUUUUUUUGCCAGUCCUGGGGCUUGAACUCAGGGCCUGGGCACUGUCCCUGAGCUUCUUUUGCUCAAG